CGGGUAGCCAUGGUGAUAGACGGAGCAGCGGUGCUGCGGGUUUGGGCGUCGCUCGACCAGUCGCAUCUCCGGCACGGGGCAAGGCGGUGAGCGGCGGUGCCUCCUCGCUGCUCCGCUCCGGCACUCGAGCGAAGCGGCCCGGGAAGAGAAACACCCCCAAACCACCAUCCCCCCCCAUCCCCCCAGCGAGAGGGCUGCUGCGUCGUCUGCUCGGCGAGAGAGGAAGAGAGAGUGUGAGAGAGAGAAGGGGAGAAGCGGAGAGAGGAGCGUAAGGACGGCAAGAGCGCAGGAGGAGGAGGAGAGCGCACGGGCAGCAUCAGCAGCAGCAUCAGCAGCAGCAUCAGCAGCAGCAUCAGCAGCCUGUGGCGAGCGAGUGCGCGCUGCUCGAGGAUUCAAGAGCUGUCACCCUCGUUCGUCAGCGGGCACAUUUUCCUGCCUCAAGGGAGAAAGUCAUCGGUGCAGUGUUCACGCCACAGCGUGCGCGUGAAUAAAUAGCGGCAGACACAGAGAUAAUAAAAAAGAGACGUCGGGAGGGAUUACCGCUCCACUGCCUGCAACACCAUGAGCGGGAACGGCCAACAGGGCCCGGACGCCCCACCCUCCUUCGCCACGUACGCACAGGAGGAUGACGAUUGCGACUCCUCUGAUGCCGAGCCCUCAUCACAGAAAACGACGGAUGCAGCAAAGGAGUGCGCCGCUUCCAGCAGGCAGCCGGCACCUGUCGUCCUUGACGACUGGGAGCUUCCAAGCCCCUCCGAGUACGAAAGCCUCCCGGCCAUUCCGCAGCAGGGACCGGGGGCCUCCAGGGAUGCUUCAGAGACCAAAGAGAAAGGCGGCGGCGGCGGCGGCGGCAGCUUCGGUGCGACUGAGCUAGCGGCGAGCCAAAGCGGCGGUGGGGCAGACGUGGCUUCACUUCGCUCGGACUCCAAGGCGGACUCCAGGGCACCGGCUGGGGGCUUCACAAACCAACUCUCAUUCUCCGAUGACAAACCGAGUCCCGUGACGCACAAAGAGAACAAAUUUGACGUUGACAAGCCAGAUGAAAACAAGGAAGCAUCUGAAAAGCCCGUGAUAAAGACUCACUGUUUCCCGUGUGGAGAUGGCGACGAGGUCGCACACCUCGCUCACGACAACAUUCAGGGUCCAGAAUUUCGACGGGAUGAGCCUGUGCCAUGUGACGCAGCCAGCACAGCAGCGCUGCCAAAUGAAACUGACGGUGCUCAAUUAAGCAAACCCGCCGCGCCAAAUACCGAAUCGUCCGGCAGUGCGGCUGAAAACGGCAAACGGCCCCAAACCGGCAAAGAAAGCCCCGAACCUCACGAGGAGACUAUAGCGGGAUUUACAGAGCCUCAAGAAUCAGACGGAGGCUCCUCUGCUGAGGCUCCGCAUCAGGAGGGUUCAAGUGGGCUAUUAACCUUGAAGACGAAACAGGUGACAUUCAGCGAGGAAGUUUUGGUUGAAGAGAAGUUCGAUGAACCUGGAAAUGGCGAGAACGUUUUGAGCGUCGUGAACUUCAGUGCAAUGCCUGCAGACGCGGAUGAGACCUGCGCCUUCAGAUCGUACGAGGCCUCCAACAAGAAGGCAUCAAUGCUGCGAUCCUACACGCUGCCCAACACGUACACGUUCGAUUACAGGGGGGAAGACGACAACGACAUUCUGGACGCGGCCUCGCAGAGUAAGACCCUGAAAAGUGAAAACCAAAAACUGGAGCGGAAGCUUUCAGAACAGUGCUUGGGACAGAAAUCCGACAGUGCUUGCAUGUUUACAGAGCAGGUGGUGGCUGGUGAUUUGUCAUCCAAACAGCCCGAGGUUUUGGAAAUGGAACAUAAUCUACAGGAGGCAGAUAAAGAAACAAAGCAACAAAACGAUGCCCUCAAUAUCCAUGCAGGCAACGUGGGUGUGGAUGAGUCAAGUUUCACCAGCAUUGUUAAUUUGCGAGCUAUUCCUGAAGGGAGAGAGGCGGCUGAUUUUCAGACCGAUAAACCUCUGCCCAUAGAUGCGGGUUCUGCUCAAGACCAAAGCUUGGGCUUCACAGCAACAUCGUUAAACCAUCACUCUGAAAAGCCUACUCCGCAAAGAGAUAUAAUAUCCACAGAUUUUCUACCGAUUGAACAGAAAGCAUCCAAAAUAGUGCUACAGGGAAGCAGUUCUCAAAAGGUGAAAUCGAGUCAAGGAGGAGAGAGCCAGGGUGCCAUCAAAGGUGACAGCCUCGCAGAAGAAAUAAAAAUGCCCGAGGUGCAAACGGAGCAACCGUCCUUUCCAAAAGUGGAAUGUGAAGCCAAAUUUGGUGAUAAGAGGAGUAACGACGCACACGUGCUGCAGGCGGAUGGUGACAAAACCUCUAUAGAGAAAUUGGAAGAUGAAGAAAAAUCUAUUGAGGCGUCGGAAUGCAAAGAUAUUAUGAAGGACGACAAGAAUGGAAGCGCGAUUCCGGAGUUGAAAUGUGCAGAUGCAUCACGAGCGGAGAGCGAAAGCGACGCUUUGAGUGCCGGUCAUACAAAAGAGCCCACACAACAAGGUCACGUCGAAGAACCUCGGCCCGGAAAACACGCCCCGGGUGACGCUGAGUCCACACCAGUGGAGCACGCAACAACCUGCUCCAGUUCAAAUGGGAAAGACGCGGUCGCUAUUGGACCGGACACCUCCAAAACCGACGUAGCCAGCAUGUUGGAACCCCACGCGCAGUCCACGCCACUAUCGGCGCCACUGCAGUCGGAGCUCGAUUUCUACGCCAUGAAAGCAAUCGACAGCGAGUCGGACGCCAGCUCUGACGACGAAUUGCAGUGCAAUGUCGUGGACCAGUUUGGAAAGCCGACGUCGGGGGACUUUCUCACAGCUGGAGGGGCCGGGGAAGAUGGCCAGAAGUCAGCCGGCCAUCACGGACACUCGAGGCUCUCGCCGUUGGAGACAGCUAUCUUGUCUGAGUUUCAGGAGGACAAUAGCGACGAGGAACAGUACUUCCCAUCCGAAAAGGCGUCUGCGGCAAGCGCUCGGCAAGAGUUCCCUCCGGAGCACGCCAGGCAGGAGGAACGGAAGGAGAGUGACUUCAGCAGCUUUCGCUUUCACUGCAUCGACCCGCAGGAUGAAUCUGCGUACUACGAGUAUCCCCCCGAUGCGAAGGGGCACGGACACGACGUGGAGUAUAUGGAGCUGAACACGGCUGGUAAAGAGGCCCUCCUUGCUUAUUCGAAACAAUCGGCAGAAACGAAACUGCUGGACCAAGCAUCAGGAGGCACCCCAGAAAUAGAUAUCACGCAACACAUGCAUCCAGAAGAGGAGGAAGAGGAGGAAGAGGAGGAGGAGGAGGAAGAAGAAGAAGAGGGUUUGGUUCCAAGGUCUGACACAGAGGACACCUCCGCAGAAAUGAAGCGUGUUGAAGCAGAUCCGUACAAGCCGGAUUCUCUGUCGGUGGACAAAGACAAGGAUUUUAUUUUCAGUUCUCCUCUAAUGAAGUCCGACCUCCCCGUGCUGAGCGCGCGGGAGUCUGAAUACCACCCGGCCGGUGUUCUGUUCGAGAACGUGACCCCAACGCGGUCACUCUCCGGUGCAGACAAGCGUCUUGGAGGAAUAAAAUACUCGCUGAGCGUGGACGUGAGCAGCGUGCUGCGCCACAAUGACGGCAGCGACGAUGAGAGCGACAAGGGUCACCACCACCACCACGCUCGCGUGGCGUACGAGAGAGAACUGCCGGGCCUCAGCGAGCAGGAAAAGAGCCCCGAUUCUGAGAUCGCGCCACUCAAAUUUGCCGAGGAGCAGCUGUGUCCAGCGCACGUUCCGAGAAUAUCAACAACGCCGCCGCCCCACGACGACGAAUACACCCAGGACACCCUGGGCGAGGGAGCUGCGGCUCAAAAGGACGCAGCGUUCACUGAUUAUAUUCAUUCAGAAAGUUUCAGUCCUAAAAAGAGCAUACCACACGCUGAGUGUUUGCCUCCAGCAAGGGAGGAAUCUCAACCGGAUGAAUCGAUCAAAACAGACACAGCGGCAAACGCCGAGCAGAAGGAAGAUGCCAAGCACGCCACAACCACUGACGUUCAAUUAAAGCAAUCUGCCGACUCGGGCUCCGAAGGCGUCGCUGAGACACAACGCCAGGCGGAAGACGGCAAAGGCCUCUCCGAGUCGCAGGUGGAAGUGUUUGUUAACGAGGGUGCCGAGGGACAACAGCGAGAUUCGAAACAACAAAUCAAAGACAAGGAGAUGGAGACAGCGGAGGAGCAGCUGGCGAGGGCAGAGGCACGGCACGGCGCUGAGCAGGAUGCCAAGCCCACGAAGCCACAUUCAACAGCGAGCGGCUUCAAAGAGCCAAUUGUGCACCAGGAGGCCAUCGACGAAUCGGGGGACACGGUGGACACCGACACCCCCCUGAAAAGUCCCAAGUCCUUGCCCGCCGAAGAUAAAGCUCACGUCCAGACGGAGACUCCGCCAGCGGAGACACAACCAGCGGCUCCGGCAGGGGUCGAGGAGGCUCCGGCUUGGGGAAUGGAGGCGGUUGCCAGCCACGAGGUGCAAGCGAGGCGACCCACAGAGGAAGAGGAGAGCAUUCAGCCCGAGAAGGUUCUUCAGGCAGAGGAACGGCACAUCGUCGGGGAGGAAGACGCAGCCCACGCUGCGGCACAACAAUCGGAGGGCGACAGGAAGCCACCCGUAGAGGCAGAGCAACCUGGUGACGUCGAGAAGCAGGCCGCAGCUGAAGACGCCCAUUUGGAGAGCCCCUUAGCUGCCAGUGAGAGCAAAGCGGCCGCAAUGAGCGACCUUGACAGUAGCACGUGCACACCAGAUGUUGGGAGCACGGUAGACGUGGAUAGAAAGUUAGACACCGUGUGCGAACCUGAGGAAGCGGUGGAGGUAGAUGUUGAACACAAGCCUGACGAGACAAAUGUAAAAGUUGAAAGCAAGCCGCAAGAGGAGAGCCAGCCAGAUGCUGUGACAAAGACAGACGCAAAGGACGUUCCAGUUAUUGAGAGCAGCUUAGAGGGCAGCGGGCUAGAUAUGGAGAGCAAAGGAGAAGAGAAGAGCACUCCGGAUACUGAGAGCAAACUUGAAGGGACGAGCGUUGCCCACAUUGACAGUGAACUGGACCAGAAGAGCAUUCCGGAUGUUGAGAUCAAGCUUGAAGAGAAGAGUCUUCCAGAUGUUGAGACCAGGUUAGAAGAGAAGCACAUUGCAGAUACUGGCAGCAUGCCUGAAGAGAAGAGCACUGCGGAUAUUGAGAACACGCCAGGAGGAAAUACAAUUCCCGAGGAUAAGCCAGAAGCGAAGGGUGAUCCGCAUAAUGGGGACAAAACAGAAGGUGAUACUAAACCAGAUGGUGAUGAAAAGCCAGAAGAACAGAGCCAGCCUGAGGCUGAGAGCAGAGCAGACAUCGAGAGCAGAGCUGACGUGGAGGGGGGAGAAGGAGAAGAGGAGAUGAGCGAAGUGAGUAAGGAAUGCGUCCCAGAGAGCGAGUUAAAGCUGGAAGAAGAGAGCAGCAAGAUGGUGGAGGAGGAGCCGGAGGAGGAGGAGGAAGGGGAGAGCCUCGCGGAUGUGGAGAUUAUCGUGGAGAGGAGAGACAGUGACCAGGUGGGGAAGCGGUCCCUUCCCAGCUCUCCAGAGAAGAAGUCUCCCAAGAAAGAUGCAACGAAGCGCAGAAAAGUGGGUAAGAAGGGAGACCUGACCAAGCGCGCCGAGCUCCGCUCCCCCGUGAGAGCCAGCCGAGCCACGGAGAGGCCCCAGCGAGCCUCCCCGCACGCCACCGGCAAGAAGCGACAGAAAGCUCCUCCAAAAGCGGACGCAGCAGGAGUGGAGUUGCCUGCUGCAGGACAGCAGACAUUCAGCCCGAGUGCCAAGGCCAAGGCGACAGAGGCCGCCAGGACCGCAGCUCCCAAACCCAAGGCGCGCUCGGUGACAUCGUCCGUGUCCCCUGCCAAGACCACGACGGCGACGACGGCGACGACGGCGACGACGGCGACGACGGCGAGCAGGCCGACCAGGCCUGCCAGGCCCUCCGCCGCUGCCAAGACCGCGUCGCCGAGCGGCGGCGGCGGCACCAGGACCCAGACGGCGAGGGCCGGCGCGGCCUCCUCCUAUUCCUCACCGCGGCCCUUCAGGGCGUCCAUCCCCACGUCCGUGAGCGCGCCGCGGCUGUCCACGGUGGCGGCGAGCGCUCCGUCGCGUCCCACCAACGGCUCCCAGGGCAAGCCCGGAGGGGGCAAGAAGAGCGGCUGCACGACGCCCGGCACGGGCCCCCCGACGCCCCCCACUCCGCAUGCCCAGCGCGGAGGCAGCACCACCCCCGGGGAGAGGAAGAAGGGGCCCCGCUCGCCGCGCUCCCCCACGGGCCUCGUGGCCCCCUCCAACCUCAAGGCCCUGCGCUCCAAAGUGGGCUCCAGCGACAACCUCAAGAUGUCCGCCGGGGCGAGCAAGGUCUUCAGCAAGAAGCUGGACUUCAGUCACGUGCAGUCCAAGUGUGGCUCCAUGGCCAACAUCAAACACGUGCCAGGAGGAGGGCGCGUGCAGAUCGUGACCAAGAAGAUCGAUCUGAGCCACGUGACGGCGAAGUGUGGCUCCAAGCACAACAUCCACCACAAGCCAGGAGGAGGGAACGUGACCAUUCCCAGCCACAGGGACAAGAGCAAGGGAGCCUCGCUGGAGAACGUCCUGGGCGAGGUGGGGAGCAAGACCGACUCGCCGCCGAAGGACACGAGCGAGGCCCGGGCGGAGAGCCGCUCGCGCUCCCCCAGCGCGUCCGGAGGGCCCUCCCCGCUGCGCAUCAGCAAAGUGUGCUCCAUGGGCAGCCUCUCGCAACCGGACGGCCUCGCGCAGUCCGAGCCGCCGGCCAGCCAGCUCGCCGCAGUGCUGGUCCAGCAGGGCUUGUAAGGGGCCCAGCCCCUCGUGCCCCCCACCCUCCACCCCCCCUUCCCCCCACGUAUCACGGGCCAGAUUUUCUGCGAUCGGCGUAAUGGUGAACAGAAACGUUACAAAGUGCAUUUUGCUGAUGAAAGCAUGUAGUCGCGUGGUACUCGUGUGGUGUGAUCGUAGGCCUUAAGUAACCUCGCAUUUCCUUUCUUUUGUGGCUUUUAAAGGAGUGCGAUGCGGCGCCGGUCCUGUCGCAGGUUUGAGAUGUACCCAGCCGCUGCUCAUAGCUGUGCAUUGACGCAGCUUUGAUAUUUGCUGACACAGAGCGCAAGUGUGCGAAAACGACGAGAGGCUGCCACACACCGCUUAAUGCACGCACAGCAUGCAUUCAACGUAGCGCCGCAAAUGUCGCGCGCCCCAUGAUGUAGACAUACCGCAUGAACUUAACACCGCAAUCUCGCUACAAACGCAGAGCCACGCGGCAUCUGUUCACCAUUUUGUGAUCGUUCACAAUGGGGCUCCUCGUGCAGAAGAUCGGAUAUUAUAUGAGCAUGCAAUUCAUGAGGUCUAUAAGAUCGUGCAUAGCAUUGUGACCGAAAAACGUUCUGACGGACUUUGUGGUCAGCAGAAAGCAUUUCCUAUGAAAUGCAUCCAACGUGAUUUCCAAUUUAGGCAAGUCAUAUUAUUCUUAUUAACGUAUUAUAUAAGUAUACCCCUCUGUAAAUGGCUCUAGCUUAAAGUGGCUUGCCCCAACGUCUGCCACUGCGCAGAUAAAAUAUGUUAGAACAUUCUCAUCCACGACUUUUAACCCUUCCACCAGCAGACGGAUUUGCAUUUUUUUCAUCCAUUUGCAUCGUCCAAUGCUACGUUUCCGGGAGCGCGCUUGCACUAGGGAUGGGACAGGAUUAUGACGACACAGCCAAUGUGCUUUGGCUCAGCAAGAGGCUGCCCUUGCUUACGCAAUGGAUAUGCUUUUCUUUAAUGUGACAUUACUUUUGCCAAAAAAAUAUGAAGCUAUAUUUAACAGUGACUAAAACACAACAGACUCUGCUGGUUUUACUCAGCAAGUAACCACAGCAGGACGAUGUUAUAUGCUACUGAACAGCUGGUCCUUAGCAGUUUGCAAAGCCAAGGUUGGUUUUCACUCGAGUCGAUGUGGCUUCACCUUUCUCAAUUUCCCUUUACGGGCGAAACCCAAAAGCUAUCCCGCACAGUGAAACUAAAGUUACGCAUUUUGACCAUCUCUGGUUUUAAGCAGGCUGGAAAACCUUGUGUUGGUUCAGUCUACUAACCAAUCAUAAGUGAUGCCAAAUGCAAAAUGGAAUUGGUCACACUUGCACCAGCAGCUUUGCAAGUGAAAUUAUGUUUUGUUCUGUUUGGAGUCUUCCGCUCUUUGUGCAAAUGAAAGGACAUGCGAUUUGGAUUGUUCCACCUUGUGCUGAUGCUGGCGAUUCCAUCUAGAGUGUACGCAUUUGACCACGUGACAAAGAGAGUGAGAAAGGAUUCAAACAAGCCAAGCUAAUGCAGGCUUUCUAAACAGUAGAUGGAGUUUUGAUGAUAAACACAAGACACUGCUCAGCUCAACCAUAAGGUGACAAGAUACACAGCGGAAAUUCCAGUAUUCCGAAAUCCAGUAAUCCGGAAUAUGGGGGGAGGGGUCAUAUCACGGAUCCUGUAAGCCGUGGCACGCCGCAGCGGUAGGUUUUGUUAUCCACGGAAACAAGUCGUGCCAGUACGACGUGCCACAGGUUAUGGGAGCAAUUGGCGACACGAUUCAAUCAAUCUGCAAAAAUAUUUGUACUACAAGAAAACGGGUUUUCCGAGAUCCAUAUGGCACAAAUCUUCCAUAUGGGUCUGCGUUGGGGUAGAUUUGUAUUUUAAAGACUCGAUAUCCAAGUCUAAUAAAUUAUAAUUCUGUUAUAUGAAACAAAUCACGUGAACAAAGCUAGUUUGUAGUGAUGUAAAACAAACAUUUCUAAAUUAAAAAUCUUACCUCCGCGUGUCCCAGCCGAUUGGCUCCUGCAGCUCCACAUUGGCACACAACAAAGAAUCCGCGAGCUACAGGCCUUCGCAGAAUAUUGGAUCGCGGAUUAUUAAAGUUGUGCUGUAGCAUAAAGUGGUAAAUGUUUUGGAGCAAUCCUUAACCAUUUAUAAGCUGUGUCUAUUGUUAGGGAUGCAGACCAUUUGGCCCUCUGAUAAACUGUAAUGCGUUUCAGAUUCCACGUCUUUUUUUGUUAUUGCAAUGAGCUAAACAUGAAUACAAACAAAAAUACAGUAAGUAAUGUUAAUAGAUGUGAAACUAGUUUUAACAUUAAAAUAUCUGUAUAUGUAUCGAUGAAAUCUCUAUGAAAAGUCUAAAAUGUAGACACUUUAUUUAGUUGCCACGAAAAUACCCAAUGCUGAAACAUCAAGAAAUAAGUAUAGAAUAUGUAAUGGCUUCUUGCAGUUGUGGAGAAGUUUUUGAACAUAAUAUUGAUUACACAAUGCACGAUGCGAUGCCAAUGUCACCCUCAAUGCCGUGCUCAUUAUCUUAAUUGCCGGAGGAAGCCGCAGUAGUGCUGCUGCACUACUGCGGCACAUUGGCUUCUGUACUCGUGUGGAACUGGAAGGCUUGCUGCUGUUGGGUGUGCCGUGCUUUUUAAAUGUAGCGAGUCCACAGUCUGUCCACAAAGCGUGCCGAAUACUUUGGCUGAAAUAAGCGUGGGUAAAUCAUCUCCAAGUGACCACUGGUCUAUAAAGUAGCAUUGCCAAAAAAGUUCACCAUAAGCAAUUACACGGUAAAAAAUCAAACUUUGCGCCAACGUUGCGCCAACGUUGGCUUGUGGUUAGAACCAUUUGUCCAACGUUUGGCCGACGGUUCCACGUCUACUGGGCACGCCCUCUACCCAAGUGGAUUCAACGCUGUGCGUCCACUCAGCACCCUGGCGGUGUCACCGCACUCCGCAGCAGCAGCAUCUGCGGCCUCCUUGGAUUGAUUGAAGAAGAACAAAAGUCGCAUUCAACUAUAUAACACGUUUCAAAACAAUUUCUCUCCCCCCCUCGCCAUACGCAAGAAGACACACAAACGUUUGAGGAAACUCCGCACGCUCGAUCGUGGCACAUGACUGGAGUGUGAAAUUGAAACAUAUUUGCUGUCCGCCAGCAGCAUGUGUCAAUUAAGCAUCGCCGAUGAGCACGGUUGGCUGCGUACGGUGUGAAAGAAGUCCAACACACACACACGUCCACCACCAUGCCGUUAUAUAGAGGACAUGUCCAGUCAGUCGCCUACUUUAUUGUAAAAGUGGAACAUUCACAUAUUUUUGUUGCGUUUAUCAGGAUUUAAAGCAAGUAAAGCAAGCACCAGACUUUUUCAGGGUUUGAGGAAUUGAGUUGUCCAUGUGAUAUAUUUAUAUAUAUAUACACACAUAUAUAUAAAUAUCACACCUGCAUGUGAUUGGCUGCAUGCCACCUCUAUUCAGGCCGAUGGAAUUAUCUUCUGUGACUGAAAAAGUUUGGAUUCAUUCCACGCGUUCAACCCGUUCCACGACACCUGGCGUAAGACAAGUCAAUCCGUCAUGCAAACGAGCGCUAACACUUUAUGUUAAAUGAAAAAAAAGCAAAGUGCCACCUACUAUUGAAAUUGAUUGAAUUAUUUAUUUUAAAACCCGGUGUCUGGAAAUAACUUUGAAUUUGCUAUGCAAAUGCAUGAUUGGUUUCCAGUACUGUAAUUAUAUCCUUAUCCAAGUAGCUUCUAAAAUAGUAACUGACUAACCUGAUUACAAAUAUAAUUUCUGGUUACUAUGUAAUUGCUUAAUGUCUGCGAUUUAUUUUUCUAAAUCCCUUAUCCCUACAAAAUUGUCUUGGUACCAUUACACUUCUAGUUAGUGAGUAUUGCAACAAAAGCACGAUUGUUUUAUCGCAAACAAAAACGUCUCAUGCGCGACAAUUAUGAGGCGCACUCGGAAACGUUACCCAUAAACACUUUUGUUGAGCGCACUGCCAAAGCAAAAGACAAAUCCCAUCAGCAUUCGUUUUUAUCUCUUUACGGAAAUUGUAAUAUUUGCAUUGCAGCAAAAAAAGCUGGUUAAAGGUCAGAGUGAGUGUUUGCCGACGACUUUCUGAGGCGUUUGCGAGGAAAUGGGCACAAUACAAUGCCCCAUUGCGGCAAGUCUUCUUGAGGCCAUCAAGACGUGAGUGAUUUGACAUUAGCUGGCUCGGCUCACCGAGGGGUGUCUUUAAGUUACCAGGAACAUUCGUUGUGAACAAAAAUGACUCCCCCCUGACAGGAUCACAAGCUAUGGGCUUUCCUGGUGCCACGUGAUGGCUCUGUUGGAUGCUGCAGUUGAUCAGCGAUCGAGUGUACGCACUGCCAAGUCCUGUUUCCAGACUAUUCUAAGGCACCGAUAUGUUACGACGACUUAAUUUAUACUUAUAUUUGCGUUAGGUUUCUUAGGCACGUACAGCAUUCAAGGUGAAGAGGGCUGAAAUGAUCCAGUCCAGGUUGCAACCCACGAACUGGUGUGAUCAGUGCAGGUGAAUGUAGAUUAUAGUUUUUUAAUGCGAGAGAAAAACACAACAACACUGUGACAUAUGCAAACGUGAGACCAGAUCAAAUCAAUUAUCUGACCUAGUUUGCUUAUUAUGCUUAAGGUUGUUUGUAAACGGAUACUACACGAUUUAAUACAUGUUAAUUUAACUUUAAAUGAAGUGUUGCCCAGCAAGCUGUGGUGAGCAUAUAUAAAAAUACUUCUGCCUGUUUAGCUCCUCAAGGAAUAUUCUGCUGUUGUUACCCAGCUCAACAAUGCACCUGGACCACCGCGUGUUUUGUUAAUACCCUAGGCUAUUGUAAGAUUUCUCUACGUUACUUGUAGUAGAUGAACGGAAUUACGAUAUUAUAUAUUGUGUUAUGAUAACUGUAUUAUUUAGCCGCUUAACAAACAAAAAAACUAAAACAAAAAAACAGCCUUUAACAUUCUAUUAAUUUAGAAGCGUACUAACACUACUUCUCUAUACUCCGAUAUGGUUAGACCAGUUAGAUAUUGAAUGAAUUUGCAUGUCUGUUUUGAGAUUUAAGUUUAAUGCUUACUAAACUUAGCACUUUAAUGGAUAUGCCUGGACGAGUAUAGCAGCAACAAGGGACAUACAGAGACAAUGAAAUGUGUGGAGACAGCCGUGAGCACAAGUGGAGUUGUGAAUCACGCACACAGCACUCGGCUUGGCUUGUGAUGUGCAGUCACGUACAGCUUUGGAUGGGCCAAGUGUCUUGUAAUUAAGGUCUGUUUGUUGCGAGUUUACUGAGUUGAACAUUUAUUGAAACAAAAGAGAGAGAGAGAGAGAUUUAAAAAAAACACAGGGUAAAGAACAUUCUGCAAAUGUCUCCGAACUGCUGUGCCAAAGUUUAGGUUAUCAGCAGAGGAUGAUGGUGCAGUUUGUACUUUUCAGGGCAAAAAUGCUGAAAGUGAAAGUGCGUGCAGCAGGCCUGGCCCAGGCACUGUGUGCUCGCUUCACGCGAGACGCAGGGAGGAGGACACCGGCUACGAUUUGACCCCCAGCGUGAGUUGUGGUAUUUGUCCGUCUGAAUUUGGUCGACGUGACACUAACCAGAUAAGAUGAUAUCAGUUAAACUGGUUUGGGGGAAAAAUACAGUGAAUAAGAAUAUGACGUUAUUUUUAGACAUCCAUUGGCUGACUACAAUGUAUAAAGGGUCCAGUGACGAUGGCUCGUGUUCUCCCGAUAGAGUGCAUGGCGUAGGGGUCGAACAGUGACGACGGAUGCUUGUUAUUAAGUGCGAUGUGUCAGGGUCCAGCAGCAGGUCUGCUGGGGUAAUUGGGUGGUGGUGGUGGGGGGGGGGCGAUUUUUCUGUUACAAGAAGAUAACACAAAAUAACACUGGUCGUUCUAUGAGCGUGCGUGUGUCACAAGGUGAAAUCACAGCACCAUUUAUCAAGGCCUUUUAGUUUGGAUAUGAAAACUCUCCCCCCACCACCACCACCACCACAAAACAGACCCCAGGUGCGGGAACAUUAAAUUGACUUAUUUCCAAGUCGUGAACAGAUUGUCAACUGGGUUUAAGUAGAUUGUUCGGAUAUGGAUGGAAAUUGGUUUACGAUAACAGAGGAAGUCCGGUGGAGCAACGGUGUAAAUAAGAAUGCCGCGUGAGUUUCUGCACAACAAGCAAGCUUACAUCGUCUCCAUUGCGUCCCCGCGGUGCUCGGGCUCGUUGAUAAUAAUUGUCGUUGCUUUAUAUUCUUGGUUCUUUCGGUAAAGUCACGUAGAAGGGAAAUAAUAAAAUUAUAUAAAUAUAAAACAAGAAAAAUUCUCACGACGUUUCGACUGCAACACAAGCAAUCAUCAUCAGGUGUGAAAUCCACAGCAAGAAAAUCCACAGCAAGAAAAUUUUCUUGCUGUAGAUUUCUACGUGGCUUUACCGAAAGAACCAAGAAUAUGAAUCCCUGCAGUCACGAAAGCUUUAAAUAAAAAAUUGUUGUUGCACCGUGAUAAUUAUUGCACCACACAGCGCUCAGUGUAUUCCCAGUUACACGCAACGCCACAUUCUUCAGCCGUGCAGGAGGAGUGCAUCCAAGUGGAACAGGCUACGGUGUAUACGACCUCAGAUGCAGCUGCGAUGGCGUGAUUUACCAUUCGCAGUGACCCCAACGGUAGCGUAAAGGUGCACCACCACCACCAUAUGCUGUUCCGCUCUUUAUCUCCGCUGGCAUUCUCGCGGAGACGCUGCAUUAUUCAGAGUAACAAUUCGGGUCAACCAAUUUCACCAUUUUUCAUCGGUCGCACUGGACAUGCCUAAUGGGGCUGUUCUAUUUAAAGCAUGAGCUCUUGCAGUUGAAAUGAGGCACCUUUGACAUAAUGCUGUCGUGCCCGUACCACAAGACUGGCCAUGGCAUUGACAAUUUUGCGUCCACAUCGCCGCCUCGGAUUGGGAACAGAUUGAGAAGAGCGUAACAUUCUUUUUGAGAGGCUUAUUUACCUCAGAUCUCAACCCGAUUCUCUCAUGCAGGAAUUUAAUUGGUAUAAUUAAUCAGCUGCUGCUGCUGCACAUUUAUUACACCUCCCUUAGUCUGCUGCAUUGCUACUUGUAGUACACUUAUAGUCAAAUAUACUGAUGUUUUCCAUUUUAAACCUCUACGAAAAAUGAAUGAGGUCCACUAUAAACUUCUACUUUUCUUUUUCUUGAUUUAUUUUUGCUUAUUUCCCCCGCUGCACUGUUGGGUAAAAAUGUGAAAUUUCCCCAGUGGAUUGUGUCUUCACUCAGAAUCAAGUUGCCCUGUUGCAGACUGUAAACAUAACUCUGAUGCAGGAUGCAUACUUAUUGCAGACUAGGCACCAACAGACACAGCUCCCUGGGAGAAAACUCGUGAAUUCGCGAUUGCAAACAAAAAACAACUUGCUCUGAUAAAGAAUGCUGACAAUCUGGUUACAUAACUGUGAGUGGCCAUUCACAUAUCUGGCCCAGAGUUUCAAAUGGAUGCUAUAUUGAAACCCCGGCUUUAUUGGCUGUAAUAACAAAAUAACUGCAGCAUAACAGAAGUUCAGAACGUGUUUGCACACAGAGGCAUCAUAUUGAUUUUAACGAUUCUAGGGAUGAUGCUUGUUCUGUUAACCCGUGCUGUCAUAGCUACACGUUUUAAAAACCAAUUCUUUCCACCAACAAUUUGGAUGGAAUGCUGAAUUUCCACAAUGAAGUCUUAACAUUAUUUGCAGCUUGCAUCACAGGUAAUAAAUGGCGGGGAGAACAGAGGGCCAUCGCCUCCGGUGGAGGCUUUUCCCUUUCAUUCCAUUCACGUCUCAUGCAAGCAGCCUUGUGGCGUCGCCUUCGUGGUAGCAACGUAAACAUUGCCUGGGUGGCCAUUGCCUGGUGGCCAUUGCCUGGGCACAAUCACGAGGACUGCCGUGGGCAUCCCCACUGGUCGAUGGAAGGAAAGGAAUUGAUCCAGCUACGGUGUCAGGAUUAACGCUCCUUUGCUCUUCGUGUCUCACUUGAUACUGUGGGCCAACUCGUGGCUCCACAAGCUCCUCCACCUGCGGGAACCCUUCACAGUUUCCAAUGCAGCCAUACGCGUCACUCAGCCCAUGCAGGCGAUUUUAGGAAACGCAUCGCUGUGAGGAAAAUCUGCUGAUUUAGACUCAAUCACUUAAUCUUUUCACACCGAAACCAAUGCUCACCGGAACAUAUAGCAACAGACAAUGUUACCUUGCUUGUUGUGCAUCUGCAGCAUUACUGUGACACCGGAUAAAGGUCAACACACGUGAAAUGUAUGCCUUUGAUUGGAUUGCAGAGAGCUCACACAACUUUGUUUGAAUAUGUGUUGCCAGUGAGUGUAAUUCACUGGCGUCACUGGGUUGGCUGAAUGUUUUGUUUGAUAAUGGCAGAGUGCAUUGUUUCACAAAACUGCCAUAUGGUGUACUUAUCUCAAACGUGAUCAUAAAAACGAUUGCAUACUGUUAUAAAUUGGUUGAUGCUUUCUCUUAUGGGAAGUUAAACGCCACGCUUGACGUGUUCUGUUUUUUUAACACAUGGCAUCGCAGUCGACUUGUGAGUCAGUUCAACAUUCGUGGGCAGCCUCGAUGGGAGUUCUCGAAGACGAGCCCACGUGCUCUCUCCUCUGGUCGGCAGUGUAACAGAUCUCGGGGGAGACAGGCGACAACGCGGAUGGACGAUGUGGUUGCUGUGCUUUGCAUUUGGGUUGUGGUUGUGCUGGCUCUUGCGCAACGUGAUUCGACGUUUUGUUUCUGUCGUAUGUAGUAGUGGCUCCGUGAUUUCCAGUAACGUGUUUGCCGUUUCAGUUUUCGUGUAUCUACUGUAGCUGCUCAAUUUAGCCCAAGCAUCAAAUAAACAGGUUAUUCUUA
Messenger RNA from Lethenteron reissneri (Far Eastern brook lamprey), 15677 nucleotides. RefSeq names its product A-kinase anchor protein 12-like. Gene Ontology annotation, molecular function: microtubule binding. NCBI's taxonomy places the organism in Eukaryota, Metazoa, Chordata, Hyperoartia, Petromyzontiformes, Petromyzontidae. The record is from RefSeq and is a predicted model, not a curated record. Gene Ontology annotation, biological process: neuron projection development; microtubule cytoskeleton organization. Gene Ontology annotation, cellular component: neuron projection.